Molecule: messenger RNA, 1340 nt
Organism: Phragmites australis (common reed)
Lineage: Eukaryota; Viridiplantae; Streptophyta; Magnoliopsida; Poales; Poaceae
Exons: 4
Coding region: 224-700 (158 amino acids)
Source: RefSeq, a predicted model, not a curated record
UAAUUCAUCUCGAGGAUAGAUGUGCGAAUUCUCGAUUACAUAUUCUCUCGAGGAUAGAUGUGCUAAUUGCGACUCUUUAGUCUGGAAUCCCCUUUAAAUCGCGUGGUUUUUGCCAAGCUUGGUGCCCAAAAUUCUGUAGUUCCAGUUGCAUCGACUAGAACAAAAUUUCUGUUGUUCCAGUUCGUAAGCACAAAGCAGAUUCGUGAUUUUCCUCGAUUCCCCAAUGGCAUCGGAGGACGCGCUGAAGCCAUCCAACCCCACCACCAGCCCACCCCCAAUCGCCGCACCACCACCAUCCGCCGCCGCCGCCGCCGACGCAACCGCGGAACGCCCUCCCCACAUCGCGCCUUUCGCAUUCGUCUUCCUCGCGGCGCUGAUGUCCGUGGUGUUCUACGUCGAGCCGUUCGUGGCCGCCGCCGCCGAGCUGCGGUUGCCCUGGCCCGUCGUCGUCGUCACUCUCGUCUUCUUCGCCGCGUUCUUCUGCGCUUCGGCCCUCCUCUUCGGCUCCUUCUUCCUGCCCCGCCUGCCGCCUGCCGCGGCGGCGGCGGCGCAGUGGGAGGGAAUCGGGGCGAUCGCCGUUGCCGUGGGGGUCGGGGUCGUGGCCUGCCUCGUCGCCGCCGGCGGAUCCGCGUAUGGAACUAUGCAGUGGAAGAGGUAUCCUAUGCAUACCUGGAUAACAAACCUGGAACUCUGGCGGUGAAACUGGAUAUGGAGGCACCUUGUUUGCAGUUGAAGCUUACUAUCCACAAAGUCGUUGAUGUAACCUGGAUCCUUUUGCGGCAGUCUUCAUUUUGUCAGAUUAUUUUCUUGGCAGAACUGAACAGUUGAAGAGGUACCCUGCGCAAACCUGGACAAUAAACCUGAAAUUCUGGUUGUGGAACUGGACAUGGAGGCACUCUGUGUGUAGCUUGCAUUCUUAUUGAGGCAUGUGAUGUGACUGCUAAUGCGUGAUAUGUAUCGAUGGCAUUUCAAUUAUCUCUUGUAUGUUCAGCUAGUCUCUGAAACUUCCUUCUGGCAACAGGUUUGGAGUUGAAGCUUACUAUCCACAAAGCUACCGAUGUAACCUUGACCCUUCCCGGCAAUCUUUGUUUUGUCAGGUGAGUCAUGCUUGCCCCUGUGACCCAGCAUUCCUAUUGACUGAUGCAACAUGCGUUUAGUUCAGCUUGCUAUUAUUAACUGACUCCAUCAACAUCUUCUUGUGAUAGUGUCAGUUUCAUUUAUAUCAUUUUCAUUAUUCUAUUUUGUCAUUUCAUAUAAACGCUUGGCAGGUUUCCAAAUAUUGGACCAAAAACUAAAAUGAGCAAAAUGCAGGAAGCAUUGGGUAACCAUUUUACCAAACC